Molecule: messenger RNA, 276 nt
Organism: Parnassius apollo (apollo)
Lineage: Eukaryota; Metazoa; Arthropoda; Insecta; Lepidoptera; Papilionidae
Source: the annotation of a GenBank genome assembly
AUGCAAGCUCUGCAAGCUUUAGAAGCUAUGGAGCAACUAGGAAAUGCUCCGCAUCGUCGUCGUAAGGCUUACCAGAAGAGAUAUGAUCCGUUUUCUUUGUCCGAUGUAGAGUUCAAAAAGCGAUACCGCUUCAAUAAACAUACGGCAUCUUUUAUAAUUGAUCUUGUAAGGGAGGAUUUACAACUGGACCCAAGGGGUUGUGGUACAUCACCAGAAUUGCAGGUGUUAACUGCCAUUAGAUGUUGGGGACGUCGUGAAGUAAGUCUCAACUCCUAG